Messenger RNA from Racocetra fulgida, 222 nucleotides. NCBI's taxonomy places the organism in Eukaryota, Fungi, Glomeromycota, Glomeromycetes, Diversisporales, Gigasporaceae. The record is from the annotation of a GenBank genome assembly.
AUCCUAAAGAAAUGGUAUUAACAAAUACUAAUUUGUUCUACAUAGAAAAGACAGACCCUCACGAGACUCUGAGUAGCACUACUCCUAAAAAUAAGGCAAAAAAGACUAGAGAAAGGAAUCCAAGAACCAAGUCUGUUUAUAUUUCUAAAUCACCUAAUGUUAUCUCUUUUGGAUCAAUUCAGACUAGGCCAACCCCAGAAAACUUAGCCAAAGGCACUCAGA